Messenger RNA from Mus musculus (house mouse), 913 nucleotides. RefSeq names its product RIKEN cDNA C130073F10 gene. NCBI's taxonomy places the organism in Eukaryota, Metazoa, Chordata, Mammalia, Rodentia, Muridae. The record is from RefSeq and is marked validated. Bases 103 to 708 code for a protein of 201 amino acids. The transcript is spliced from 3 exons.
AGAGAAGACCAUAGGAAUCUUGGAGUUACCUCCUCGCCCUACUGCUCUAGGAGACCUGUCACCAGCGUCUGUGUCUGGAUCCUUCUACCCGAAUCUCUCAGGAUGGACUUCCAGGCUCUUCCCACACUCCAGCACCUGACGAUCCAGUUUCUGCUGAAUCAUGAAGACUUGGCUGUCUCUGCUCUAAAGGACCUCCCCUCAGUGUUUUUCCUACCACUGUUCAAGGAGGCCUUCACUAAGAGACGACAUAAACUUGUGAAGCACCUGGUAGUAACUUGGCCCUACCGCAACCUCUACAUUGGCCCUCUGAAGCACAGCUUCAAUUUGUAUAACUUCAAGGGUGUUUACAAUGGAGUAGAUUGGCUGAGUAACCAGAAGGUUUGGCCUAGGAGGUGUAGACUGAAAGAGGUCUAUUUGCUGGAUGCCAACCAUGACUUCCUGGUAAUAAUGAAUCCAGGACAGGAUCAUCUCUGCACACCACAGCCCCAACGAGAGGAGGAAGAUCCCACAACAGUGCAGAGGAAACCAAUAACUGUUUAUGCUGACUCUGCCUUUAUGGCAGAUAGUCUCAAACCCUAUCGUGAUUUAUUGGAGGAGAGUUUCAAUGAGAGAUUGACUACAAUGAGCGUGAAUUUUAAGGAGAUGGAACCGCAAAAGAAGGAUCAGAUACAAGGUGUUAGAUCCCUUGAGAUAUCCUGGGAUCUGUAGUUACAUUCAGGCAGUUUUAAGUCACCUGGCAUGGGUGCACUGAAGAGUAGUCUGUGCUCUUAACUCGCUAGACAUCUCUCUAGCCUCAAAAAUAAUCACCACAUGACAUAGGCUGGCUUAGAAGUCACUAUGUAGACUGCCUUCACCAACUUCUGCUUGUGUAGUAGUAUUGAAAUUAAAGUGGUGCACAGCUUUGCUUUGACAA